AAUAAAAAUAUCGUUGAUCUUGUGGAGCCCACUCUAACAACCAAGAGUGCUACGCUGCUACUAUUGCAUUCUCACUCCACUGACACGUAUAAUAGUCAUGCUUUGUAUCACGGGGAGAUUCGGUGCACCCUCGGGUAGAUCUUGUGUUGCUUGCAGCAUUGCCAUUACAUAUUGCAUUUGGCGGGUUGACUGUUUUUGCAAACGCUUCUUUCUUUGAUAUUUUUGAAUUUAACAAAAACUGAGUCUCUGAUACUUUGGUGAAUACAGAUAUUUAGUUGAGUUUCUGUUUCUCUGUGGCUUGAAGCUUCAAGAUGUUUUACUCUCACCAGCUUCUUGCUCGAAAAGCACCACUCGGCCAAAUAUGGAUGGCUGCCACAAUGCACGCAAAGAUUAACCGUAGAAAGUUAGACAAGCUCAACAUCAUCAAUAUUUGCGAGGAGAUUCUGAACCCAUCGAUUCCUAUGGCUCUUAGACUUUCUGGAAUUCUCAUGGGGGGAGUAGUGAUUGUCUAUGAGAGAAAAGUGAAGCUCCUUUAUGAUGACGUGACCCGUUUUCUGGUUGAAAUAAACGAAGCCUGGAAAGUAAAAGCUGCUCCAGAUCCUACAUUGCUUCCCAAGUCCAAAUCCAAGGCCAAGAAAGAGGCUGUUACUCUGCCAGGGACCGGUGAGACGAAUGUGGCAGAUAUUGAACAGUCCCUUCAGUUUUCCAACACAGGCACCACAAAUGGAUUUCAACAUAACGCAUAUUUUACCAUGCGACUUGACAGUGUGGAUGAACCCUUCAUUAGUAAUGGAGCAAGAGAGGACCAAGAUCAAUCAGAACUUCUCCAUCAAGUUGACGCGGAGAAUAUUACCUUAUUUGAACGCUUUGAAACAUUCCAAGCUAAUGCGGAUCCUUACAAUCAUCUCUUAUUUGAACGCUUUGAGAGGUUUGAUAUUGAAGGAGAUGAGGAAACACAGGUAAACGUAACUUCAGCAGAUCAAAUUCCAACCACGCUUGUGCCCUCCCCACCUCAUCAAGACGAACCCACCAGAGCUGAUACGUUUCAAGACCAUCAUCCUGGACACCCAGACAUUCAGCAACCUAGUGAAGGCAUGAUACCUAGACAGGAACCUAAAAGGCGGGGACCAAAUAAAAGGAAAAGAGGACAGCCAUCGACUAUAGAAAUGGAUUAUGAGCAAACCAUUAUUCCUGCUCAUAUAUAUCAACACUGGCUUCAGAAUGCUUCUGAUAUUGUCUCGCGAAGAGGAAGAAAGAAAAAGCUAACCGAUGUCAUGUCUUCAACAAAGAUAGCCAACCUCAUGAAGCUGCCACCCGUUGUGCUAAUUGGUGAUUUAUUUACUGCUGAAAAUGACAAUAUAUAUUAUCCAAAAGCUAUUAUGGACUUAUGGAUUAAGAGCAUUCAACCACCUCAUGAUUCACCUUCAGAAAGGAUUUCAGCCCACCAUCCUCCAGAACCAUCAUUUUCAUCGCCUCCAGGAGUACAGAAUGAAGAUUUCAUGCAAUUUCCUUCUGAAGAUUUUGACAGUAGGCCAGACUACCAGGCACCUCCAAUGGAAAAGGCUCGGGAACAUAUCCUCUUGGAUGAACUGACAACUAGCCUUUUGAGAGGGCAUGAAGCUACUCCUCAUAUCUCAUCAGGGAAAGCUGGAGACAGUGUACAUUCCUUUCCAAGACCAACGUCUGAAAAUGGUCCUGCCUCACAUUCAGAUUUUGAUUCGGGAAGAUUCAAAAAUAAAAGGUAUUCAUCAUCUGCAAACAGCAGUGGAGGCCUCGAGCCACUAGGAGGCCUUGAGCCACUAGCUGAAGAUGUAAAUUUCAAGUUAGCUAGACUGUAUGAAGAUGGUCCCACACCUGAUCAAGAACUCUUUGUGGAAACAGGACCCACUCAAACACAAGCAAACAUCAAUCAUCCUAGUGACAAGAUAACCGAUUCAAUCCAAGCGCAAAUGAAGGCACAUUUUGACACGCCUGGAGCUCCUCCAGUUGAAUCCCUUCAUAACCUAGCUGCUGGAAUGACACGGACAUCAGCAGCACAACUUUUCUAUCAAAUUUGUGUUCUUGCUUCCCGCGAUGCGCUGAAAGUUGACCAAAAGGUUCCCUAUGGAGAGAUUGUCUUCUCUAGAGGAUUAAAAAUGUGAUGAAGUUUUAGUUCCUCUAAUUUGCUGCUUCUCCUUUAAAGAGUUUUAUUAAUGCAGCUUGUUUUCUUUAUCAGCUAGAGGUAUUGGUGUUUAAUUAAGGAAACGACAACGAUUAUCCAAAUAGUCAUUGCUAUUUGCCUAUUAGCUAGGAUUAAAUGUUUUAGAUUUUUUGUUUUCCCUCUCCGACAAUGUCUAAUGGAGAAAUUGUUAGGUAGUACUGCACUACCACUAUUUUGUCUGAUGAUUAAGAGUGUCACUUUCAAGUUAUUUGAAAAACAUUUGUUUAAAUUAAAUAGGCUUAUUUGAUUAAA
Glycine soja is the source of this 2452-nucleotide messenger RNA. RefSeq names its product sister chromatid cohesion 1 protein 1. Bases 312 to 2141 code for a protein of 609 amino acids. The record is from RefSeq and is a predicted model, not a curated record. Gene Ontology annotation, biological process: mitotic sister chromatid cohesion; replication-born double-strand break repair via sister chromatid exchange; synaptonemal complex assembly. Gene Ontology annotation, molecular function: protein binding; chromatin binding. NCBI's taxonomy places the organism in Eukaryota, Viridiplantae, Streptophyta, Magnoliopsida, Fabales, Fabaceae. Gene Ontology annotation, cellular component: synaptonemal complex; cohesin complex. The transcript has 20 exons.